AUGAGAACUAUUUUUGUUUAUACGGAUCGUUGGGAUCUUGUUGAGAAUGGUUUCGAGGAACCUGAAGAUGAAGGAGCUUUGACAAAUCCCCAAAAGAACCAAUUGAAAGAGCAAAGGAAGAAGGAUUUAAAGGCUCUCUCUUUGAUUCAACAAGAAGUUUCAGAAGCAAUCUUUCCAAGAAUUAUCAAUGCUACAAAAGCAAAUGAGGCAUGGGAUAUUCUUCAAAAAGAGUAUAGAGGCAAUUUGAAGGUAAGAACCAUCAAACUUCAAUCACUGAAAAAAGAUUUUGAAAAUAUAAAGAUGAAGGAUGUGGAAUUAUUGAAGGAUUAUUUUUCUAGCUUUACGAAACUUAUGACCCAAAUGAAAAUUUAUGGGGAUAAUAUUUCUAAUCAAAGAGUUGUUGAGAAAAUUUUGUUAAGUUUGUCGGAGAAAUAUAAUUCUAUUGUUGUUGCCAUUGAAGAAACUAAAGAUCUUGCUGAUUUGAGUAUUGAAGAAUUGAUGGGUUCAGAAGAGGAAGAGGAAGAGGCAGAGGAAGAGGAAGAAAUGCAAAUGGAAGAGCAAGAAAUCCAAAAGGAAGAGAAAGGUCUAAUUUUCAAGGAAAGGAAAAUGAAGAGUCCACUUAACAAAAGUGUGGAAUUUGCAAUCGAAGCAAUCAUGUUGAUAAAGACUGUUGGUUUCAGAAAAAGCCAAAAUGUUACAAUUGCAACAAAUUUGGGCAUGUCAAGAAGGAUUGGCAAGUCAAGAGCACUCAACAAGCUAAUUUCCCGAGAAGCAAGAAAGUGA
Molecule: messenger RNA, 783 nt
Organism: Camellia sinensis
Lineage: Eukaryota; Viridiplantae; Streptophyta; Magnoliopsida; Ericales; Theaceae
Source: RefSeq, a predicted model, not a curated record